AUGAAGCUCACAAGAGUCACCGGGCGCGUUGCGCAGCUUGCUGCCCAUCAAAGCAAGGCGCUAGCAAAGAAGGGCUUUGCGACGAUUUCCCUCUCUCUCGUCAGCACUACGAGGAGCCAUAGAAUCGUCGUGAUCGGCGGCGGCUCGGCGGGCUCCAAUGUGAGCCACCAGCUGCUUCGCUCCGGCAAGUAUAAGGCGGGCGACAUUGCCGUCGUCGACCCGGCCGAGUGGCACCAUUACCAGCCGGGCUGGACUCUGGUCGGUGGUGGGCUGGCGAAAAAGGAUGACUUCAAGCUGAAGCUGGCCGACAUACACGACGCAAAACUCACCGUCUACCAAAACCGGGUGGCAACCUUUGAGCCACAGGAGAGCCAAGUCGUGCUUCAGAAUGGAGAUAGACUCGAGUACGGUCAGCUCGUCGUCUGCCCGGGCAUCAGCACCAACUAUGAGAAGAUUCGUGGCCUGCCAGAAGCCCUCGCCGACCCCAGCUCGAACGUGUCCUCCAUCUACAGCUACGACCACUGCGACAAGGUGUUUCCCAACAUCAAGCAGCUUCGAGGCGGCAGGGCCCUCUUCACGCAGCCCCUGGGCAUCCUGAAAUGCGCCGGCGCGCCGCAAAAGGCAAUGUGGCUCGCGCUGGACUACUGGAAACGAGCUGGCCUGUACACGGGCGGCGGCGCCUCGCCCAUCAGCAUCUCGUUUGCGACCGGCCUGCCCGUCAUGUUUGGCGUGCCAAAGUAUAGUGCCAAGCUCAAGGAGCUUGCGGAGGAGCGCGGCGUCGAGAGCCUCUUCCAGCACGACCUUGUCGAGGUCCGCGGCAACCAGGCGACGUUUGUCCGCGCCGACGGAUCGCGCACGACCAAGACGUUUGAUUUUCUACACGCCGCGCCCAAGAUGGGCCCGCACGCGUUCGUGGCCAAGAGCCCGCUGGCCGACGCGACGGGCCUCGUGUCGGUCGACGCCGCCACGCUGCGACACACGGCCUAUGACAACGUGUGGGCGCUCGGGGACGCCUCGAGCCUGCCGACCUCCAAGACGGCGGCGGCGAUUACCGCGCAAGCGCCCGUGCUGGUGUCCAACCUCCUCGACGCGGAGGAGGGCAAGGCGCCGCGCGCCGCAUACGAUGGAUACACGUCGUGCCCGCUCAUCACAGAGUACGGCAAGGUGCUGCUCACCGAGUUCAAGUACGGACCAGAACCCAAGGAGACGUUCAAGAGGCUGCUCGGCGUGGACCAGAUCAAGCCGCGCAGGGCCUUUUACCAUCUGAAGAAGGACUUUUUCCCGUGGGUCUAUCGAAAUUUCAUGGUCAAGGGCACGUGGGCCGGCCCAAAGGGGUUCAUUCGGUAG
This is a messenger RNA of Cordyceps militaris CM01, 1347 nucleotides long. RefSeq names its product pyridine nucleotide-disulfide oxidoreductase, putative. The record is from RefSeq and is a predicted model, not a curated record. NCBI's taxonomy places the organism in Eukaryota, Fungi, Ascomycota, Sordariomycetes, Hypocreales, Cordycipitaceae. The transcript has a single exon. Gene Ontology annotation, molecular function: sulfide:quinone oxidoreductase activity; FAD binding. Gene Ontology annotation, cellular component: mitochondrion. Bases 1 to 1347 code for a protein of 448 amino acids.